GCCUUGGUGCAAGUCGGUGUCAGCGUGGACCAGUGAUGCAGCAGUUAGUGACGUCAUAACGGCACUUGAAAAAUCUCCCGUGUGCCGCACCGACCCACCGAACCGACCACUCAUCAAUCGUGUAAAACAAUAACAUAACCUCAACCUCAUCAGUCAGCCCAGCCUCAGCCCUCAGGCCUCAGCCAGCAAGCACACAGCGCAGCCAGCCCAGCGGCCAGCAGACUAAGAACCCCCCUUAUUUUCGGUGAAGUUUCAUCAUGGGAAAAGCUGGGUAUAAGAGAUUUAAAAAGCAAGAAAAAGCCAAAGUUAAACUGAAAGGGAACAAAACUAUACUACCGAAGGGUCAAAAUGUAACAGAUACAAACUUCAAAGUGAAGAAAAUCAUUGUAAAAGAGCAGUUAAAAGAACAUGGAGAAAACGAGUUACUCACUAAAAAGCAUUUAAGUAUUAAGGAGUUGAUAUCUCGUCUGAGCCACCACAACUCUGGUAUGAGACAAGAGGCUCUGGCUGGUCUGAGAGAGCUGAUAGUAACUCAUGGGUCAGACAUUAUACUACCCUCACUGUCUCCCAUGCUACAGGCUGUCAUGGGCCUCACAGUGGACAAGGAGAGCGACGUCCGUACAGAUACUAUCAAACUGCUGGCAGCUGUCUUUACUCGGGUAGAAGAAGAUGAGCUGGCACCUUUAUACCCUUCUGUUGUUUGUCACCUAACCUGCGCGAUGACCCACAUAGAGCCAGCUGUACGUAACGACUCGCUAUUGCUGUUAGACACAAUGUUGGCAACACUGCCAAGACUGACAGCCAAUCAUACGCAAGCACUGCUGCCACACUUCCUGGACUUAAUAUCACACCGAGGCGGAGACACGGGGACCCGAGCGCUCUCUCUACACCUAGAGGGGAAGGUUACAUCAGACAAGUGGCGAGGCAAAGUCAUUGGACGAUUGAACAAACUGUUCACUGUGAUUUCAGAACACUCUGUGGGAAGUAAAAAAGAGAAAAAACAAUCAGUGAAAUGGCCAUAUGACAGACCUUUAUAUGUUGGUCUUUAUGAUCCAAUUUCACAAAAUAAUAACUCCAAUCUUGAAGAAGCUGCUUUGAGUCUACCAAUUAAGGACUACACAACCCUACUGAUGCCUCUUUUACUUGACACAUUCAUUGAAGCUGUACCUAAACAAGACCUUGAAGAUCCUGAAACUGGAUGUGUAAUAGGCGCUGACUCAUUAGCCAUUUUACAAACCAUUGUUGAAGUUGUGUUGCAUCUUUGGAACCUGUUAAAACUAUCUUCGUUGGAUGAAAACUUAUCCGACUGGUUUGUCAAGACCUGGGGCAGUUCUGUGGUGACCAGGAUGUUGGUAGGAAGGUUCCCGUACGCUCUCUCUGCAGGCAACCGCAAGAGACAACGUAACGCAUCCCACGUGUUGUCAGCUCUACAAGUCACCAAGGAACAGUCGUGUCUGUUGCUCAAUCUGCGACUCUGCCUGCUAACUUUCCUGCUCAGCAAGCCUGAUGAUUUGUGGACAAGAUGCAUUGGGUUUAUCAAAUGUAGUUUAAGAGGAGGGUCGUCACUGCAGUCUGAUGAGAAGGAUGUGCUCUGCCAAUGUCUAGAGGCUACAUCAGAAUCUUGUGACUCUACUCUGCUGGGAGUCUUGUCUAACUGUGGGAUACUCAGUGACCCCGACAACACACGGGCUGCAGACUUCCUAACCAGGAUUGCUCUCAGGUUCACUCAUCCUCUACACAGUGAUAAACACUUCACAACGUGGCUGGACUCCCUGCCAGGCCUGCUGUGUCGUCCGUCCGUGCCUUUAUCAGCUGUUGUGAAUGUCGCCAACAUCGCCAGGUGUAAACACCCAGCACUCGUCAACAGUCUGGAUGGCUGGAUAGAGGAAAUAUUGGCUAAUCUUCCAAGUAUAAAAGUCACUGGAGACAAAAACGGAGACGGCAAGAAAAUGAUAGCGAACCUGUUGUACUGGGUUACUGACUUUGACGAGUUGAUUGUCAAAACUCUGCGGGAGCUGAUAGAAGGAGAGAAGCUCAGCAGAGAAGUGACAAACCAUCUAGCAAACAUUGUCUUGUUGAAGACUGAAAACAUUGAAGAUGACAGUGAAAAGAGAAUGUUUGGGGAAAUAUUGUGUAAAGUGUAAUAAACAUUUAUACCUUUUUAA
Macrosteles quadrilineatus (aster leafhopper) is the source of this 2165-nucleotide messenger RNA. RefSeq names its product testis-expressed protein 10-like. NCBI's taxonomy places the organism in Eukaryota, Metazoa, Arthropoda, Insecta, Hemiptera, Cicadellidae. The record is from RefSeq and is a predicted model, not a curated record. Gene Ontology annotation, cellular component: nucleus; MLL1 complex. The transcript has 12 exons. The coding region runs from base 258 to 2144 and encodes 628 amino acids.